AGCAAGGAAUUUUUGAUGCAAUUUUGAAGGGAGUCAUUGAUUUUGAAUCAGAUCCAUGGCCGUUGAUCUCAGACAGUGCCAAAGAUCUCAUAAGGAACAUGCUAUGUUCUAAACCUUCAGAACGCUUGACAGCCCAUCAAGUACUAUGUCAUCCUUGGAUAUGUGAUCAUGGAGUUGCUCCUGAUCGAGCACUUGAUCCGGCAGUUCUUUCUCGCCUCAAACAAUUCUCUGCAAUGAAUAAGUUAAAGAAGAUGACUUUGCGAGUUAUAGCGGAAAGCCUUUCGGAGGAAGAGAUUGCCGGAUUAAGAGAAAUGUUCAAGGCAAUGGACACAGACAACAGUGGGUCAAUUACCUUUGAUGAGCUUAAAGCAGGUUUCAGAAGAUAUGGUUCGACUUUAAAGGAUACAGAGAUUCGUGAUCUUAUGGUAGCAGCACAUGUGGACAACAGCGGAACCAUCGACUAUGGUGAAUUCAUUGCUGCGACAGUACAUCUUAACAAGCUAGAGCACGAGGAACACUUGGCGGCGGCUUUUUCAUACUUCGACAAGGAUGGAGGUGGUUAUAUCACAGUUGACGAGCUUCAGCAAGCUUGCAAAGAGCAUAAUAUGACUGAUGCUUUUCUCGAAGACAUCAUUAAAGAAGUGGAUCAGGAUAAUGAUGGUCGAAUUGAUUACGGUGAGUUUGUUGCUAUGAUGCAAAAGGGUACCAUGGGAUUGAGACUCGGUCGGCGGACAAUGAGGAAUAGUUUAAACAUAAGCAUGAGGAAUAGUUUAAACAUAAGCAUGAGGGAUCACAAAUGCCGUUGCAGUUGCAGUUGA
This is a messenger RNA of Zingiber officinale, 818 nucleotides long. Its product is annotated as calcium-dependent protein kinase 5-like. NCBI's taxonomy places the organism in Eukaryota, Viridiplantae, Streptophyta, Magnoliopsida, Zingiberales, Zingiberaceae. The record is from RefSeq and is a predicted model, not a curated record. Gene Ontology annotation, molecular function: calcium ion binding; calcium/calmodulin-dependent protein kinase activity; calcium-dependent protein serine/threonine kinase activity. Gene Ontology annotation, cellular component: cytoplasm; nucleus. Gene Ontology annotation, biological process: peptidyl-serine phosphorylation; intracellular signal transduction; protein autophosphorylation. Bases 99 to 818 code for a protein of 239 amino acids. The transcript has 5 exons.